Messenger RNA from Drosophila ficusphila, 12228 nucleotides. Its product is annotated as 5-demethoxyubiquinone hydroxylase, mitochondrial. Gene Ontology annotation, molecular function: 3-demethoxyubiquinol 3-hydroxylase activity. Gene Ontology annotation, biological process: regulation of gene expression; regulation of reactive oxygen species metabolic process; ubiquinone biosynthetic process. The coding region runs from base 2341 to 12225 and encodes 3294 amino acids. The record is from RefSeq and is a predicted model, not a curated record. The transcript is spliced from 7 exons. NCBI's taxonomy places the organism in Eukaryota, Metazoa, Arthropoda, Insecta, Diptera, Drosophilidae. Gene Ontology annotation, cellular component: mitochondrial inner membrane; nucleus.
GAGUCGUUAUAACAGGAUUCUACUGUACAUAAAUUUGGUGGCAUUAUUUCAGUGUAUUUUUUUCGGCACGUCGCAAUAUCCGGUUGAAUUGUGAAAAAUUUCGUCGGUAUGAGUGGUUUGUCGCCAAAAAAAACGUACUAAGCGGAGGUCCUUUCAUAUAAGUUUGUAUGCCAUCGAGUUUUCGUCACAAAACCCCGACGGACACUGUAAGCUGAGUCGUUAUAACAGGAUUCUACGGUAUUUCCAAACCUAAAUUAAACGACAAAAUUUAGCAACGACCGGUCUAGCUUGUCAACUGGUCUAGAGAUUCCAUUAAAUACUUUCUUGUGUUCAUGCUUUAUCACUGGCCUAAUUCAGUUGACGGAUAUAUCAUAAAACCAGCUGUUCUAUAUGGCAAAAUACCAAAAAAAAAGAUGCCUGCCAGUAUAAGUGGCAAUGAAAAAACGUUUCAAAAUUGUUAAAAGUUUGGAAAUGGUGAAGUAAAAAUCUGAUUUUGAGCUUGGAAAACAUAUGCAAUAAACACAUACAAUAAUGCACACAACGCAAAAGUUAUGCGGACAAUGCAUAAAUUCGUUUAAAAAGAUGACACGAGGAUUGGAGCAGUAAGGAGCGCGACCGUUUACACGCAAUGUAAAUGGAAUAUUUAUUUCAGCUCGAUGAACCAAUAUUAAAUUCUGCUUAGAACAAAGCAAAAUUAAAACAAAAAAAGGAAUAAGAAGGCUAAUACAUUGUGUUAGAUAAAAAAAAAACAAAUUAAUUUUUUAAUUUUCUAACACAUUUAUUCGUAAUUAUGUGUGUACAAAUCGACGUCUGUAAUUUUGUGGGUAUAGUAGUCGUGAGUUUCGCAACAUACGUCAGUACUUCGAGUCUUUCGAGCCAAGCAAAAAGGAUUGUAAGUGGGUUUCGUAAUGCAGUGAAAAGCAACCCACUGGUGGGUUGCGGGUAGAUUUUGGGUGGGUUCUAAUUGUCGUAUAGAUCUUGCAAUCUUUCGUGUAGAUGGGUCGCGGUCCCGACAAAAUUUGGAAACACUGUUCUAGAUACAUAUACGUAUUACUGGUCAGAGCGAUCAGACCAGACAAUAUAUUUUUAAUAAUGUUUAUUUUUGUCGUUGGAUUUCUUUUAUAUUUGAUCUAGCAAGUCUUUCCAUAAUAGAGACGUACGAUGUCCAGAUACACACAUAAGUUUGACUGACCAAAGCCUUUGUUUAGUAUGUCUCGAACUGCGUUAGAAAUCACAGUUUAAGUGGCAAAAUGUCAAUGAAGAAAAUCUAUAUUUUGAUUUGCGUUUCUGAUCGCAGAUCUCUUUUUUUUUUUGUUUAUUUGUAAAGGCAGCAACAGAAACAUUGAAAAUAUCGAUCGCCCAACGACACUAACACACCGACAGUUGACCAUCGCAAGACGCACACUUUCGCAUCUUGCGGCGAAUUCACUUGGCCAUAGUUCUGUGCAGUAAUAGUCUCCGAAGUGCUCAGUUUGGGGAGUGUUUUGUUGGGUUCGUUGUUCUUUGUUUUUUUUUUUUUUUUUUUUUUUGCUUAAGUGAAUCUUGGAGCAUGUGCUCGUGAAUAGAGAUGAACAAUGAGCGCCAAUCGCACUACCGAUAGCCUGAUUUGCGAAAACUCAGCCCCUCUUAACUCUUAACGCUAUAUUUGCUAAUUGUUUACUAGUGUGGUUCACGGUAAAAACGGCGUAAAAGAAAAAUUCAGCUAGUGAUGUGCCGAUUAAUGCAGUCGUAUGGUAUCGGAUUAUUGCAAAUACGGUUACGCGGGUUCGAAUUCGUAGUACCAAGCGCAUCUUUAUAUUUUUUUUUUUUCAAAAAACACUGCUUUAAUUUCACUUUCCGCCAACGGAUUUCGAAGUUUAACAAAAAAAAACGCAACCUUUGCGUAUUUCAUAUUAUUUUGUGCUGUUUUUGGCGUGGACCGCAAAACUUAACAAUUGCCCUAUAUUUAAUCGGUAACACGAUUAAGCGCGCUAUGUAAAUAACAUUGUAACCUAACGACGAAUGGUCCAAAUUUUGUAUGUAUAAAAAAAAUUAAUUAAAAGCGAUAUGUUUAUCCGUAACACAUUAGAAAAUAUCGAUUGUUAUCGCAACCACCGCGUUCGGAUUCGGCGCCACAGUUGUUGUUGUCAUUCAUUUUGACGACGCCGCGAACUUUACAUGUGUGCUGCAUUUAAUUGAACUGUUUUAUUAGUUAGGAAACAAUGAGUAGUUUCCAGAAAUAAAAAUGGCAUGCUAAUAUGUGCCACUUGCAAUGUUGCAUAUCUGGAGGAACUCUUGUAAUAAUCCAAACCCCCCACAGAGGAGUCAAAUCCGGAUCGUGCUAGCAGUGCCUGCAGAAGGAUGGACGGAAGCGAUGACGAUGUGGUGGUGGUGAACUGCAAGUCCAAGGAUGAGCGUCUGAAGGAGAUACGCUCGUUUGUGCCCUUCAUCAAGCGUGUGCAGAUGAGCUACCAGCACAAUCUUUCCAAGGUUCAGGCUAACCGACUUAAGGCACUUAUAAUUCUGCUGGAUCGCGAAAUUGUAUCCGAGAGCACGCAAGAUAAAAUUGAGCGUGUCAUCGAGAAGCUAAAGACGAAGUUCGCGCCGCUCUUGGAUAUCGAAUCGAAGGACACGGAAGUCAUCGAAAUCAGCGACCAUGAGCACAGAAGCGAAACCGGCUCGCCGAGCUCGUCCUGUCACUCGAGCUAUUCCGUACAGCCGCCUGCCCAGAAGUCAGGAAAAGGAGAGGGUUCCAAGUCGAGCGGCUCUCUCCCCAGCUCAUCAAUGGCCGCCAAGCAAAUGUCUACGCCACCAGAAGUACGGGAGCCGGGGCCCAGUAACACCGGCCCCACAUCCUUGACCAAUACUUUAGGCUCCUCGGCCAGCACAAAGACGCCUAACACCAAGCCAUCCGAUGAGCGGCGUAGGUCUGAAUCGGAACCACCUGCCACAAGUGAAGUUCAUGAUGUAAAUGUUGCAGCCAUUUCACAGCCGAAAUUCAAAAGGAAAGCUGAAACGGGGCCCAAUAUCCCGGCCAAUCGCGGAGUGUUGGCUGCGAUGCAAGAGGCGCGCAUUGAGGAGAAGAAGCAGCGGGCCAACGCCCAGCAAACAAUUUCACCGCCAUCAACCAAAGAUUCAGGUGGAGCAGUUCCGCCGGAGGCCAACUUCUCACGCCGAACCUAUACACCCAGUCCUGUGGAAGCUGCUACAUCGCCGCCGUUUUCACGUCGUUUGCCGGCGCAGCCGGAGACCGUAGACUCGCUGAAUUUUGUGCGCAGAAGCUCGCCGCUCGUUGUAGCCGCUCCCUUGUUGGAGGUCUGCCAAAGUCAUGCCGAAAAAGAUGCCGGCAGCCCUUUGUUGCCAAUGGCUUCACCGACUCAGGGUCCCGCAAAUACGCUGGAGGAAGCUCGCAAGAAGCUGGCCGCCAUGAGCGGAGGGACAGGUCAGGAUACGCCGCCACUUGCUUCCAACAUCAACGAUCCGCGAGGAAAAAAGAAAUCAAGCUUGCCCAAGCCCGUUGUUAAUAAUAACAACAAUAACAUCAGCUUGGCACCAGUGACGCCACCACCCGCUGUUCGCUCACCCUCGGCCACUGUUCGAUCGCCCUCGGCCACUAUUCGAUCGCCCUCGGUCAGUAUUCGAUCGCCUUCGGUCACUAUUCGAUCGCCCUCGCCGACAAUUCGUUCACCCUCGCCCAUUCCGCCACCCCCGAGUAUGAAGACUGGUACUUGGGCCCCAUUUUCAAACAUCCCCAUGGAAACCGGCGGAGGUUUUAAUGCUCAGCGUGCUCCUCUGCAGCACAACUUGGAUCUGCCGGGAGAUUCUCGAUCCUAUGACGCUAGUCACGAUCCCAGACGCUUUAAUAGCAAUGAGUCUCGAGAACCGCGCGAUCCUCGCAUCUGGCCGAACAAGUCCGCACAUUCGCGUCAGCAACGACAACAGCAAAAGCAGUUACCGCAACAGACUCAGAUGCCGCCGUAUUCCAGUGACCCGCGUCGUGCUCAAAGCAUCUACCAUGGUUACAAAGAGGCUGCCAAUAGCAGGCAACCGUCAAAUAAUAUUAACCAGAAUGAAACAGUAUCAAGAAAUGCCUUCAGCAAGUUCACCUGGACAAGGACUCAAAACAAUAAUGGUCAUAAUGCCCGAGGCGGGUUCGCGGGUGGCACUCAGAAAGGUAGAGGAGGAAUUUCAGGUGAAUUCAAUGGCUCGUCUAGCUUCAGAGGUGGAUAUGGUGGUGCUCCCAACAUGCGGGGAGGUGGCACCCAGGGUUCCCGCUACGAGCGACCCAACGACGUGCCUCGCACGUACGGGGAGCACCGCAAGGCGAAGGCUGAGGCGGAGGUCAAAGCCAAAGAGGCGGAGACGAGGCGCAGAUUGGAGGCGGAAAUUCUGCGUCAUCUGAAUGCCGAGGAUAGGCAGCGUAACCAGCUGCUGGCAGCUGAGAAGCAGCGAAAGCCGGAGGAAAGUACGGCCGCGGCACAAGCGUCGGUUACAUCUGUGCCGGAAUUGGACACCUCUUACCGCAACUGCGCUCUCAGUCCGUUGACCAAAAAGUUAGACUUUAGGAUACCGAAGAAAACACCCCCGGCAGCAGCAGCAGCAGCAGCAGCACCCACAACACCCACGGCACCUAACCAAGUAAACGAGGAUGUGGACAGCCUGGGAUGUUCCUUAAACUUACCCCCAAGCAAAUCCUGUGAUGCCAAAAAGGAUACAGAUACGAUUAAGAAUACCGAUAAACACUUAGAUAAGGCUGGCAAUAAGGACAAGGUGGAGAAGGGCAAUGAUAAGACGGAAAGCAGUGUAGACAAGUCCAAUAAGCAUCACAAAAUGCAGGAUAAGAAGAACAAACCCGGAAAGAAGGAAAAGAAGAGACUGGAAAAGGGAAACGAGCAGAAAUCGGGAGCAGUUGAAAAGAGUCGUGAACCUUUGGACACGGAAAGCGUUAUCAGCAUCGGCAGCACGGAAAAUACUGACAACCUGGAGAAUGAACCUCCUGUUAGCGAGUCGAACUCUUCUCCCGUUCCAGAGUUAGUUUCGGGGACCACCGAUAGUCAGCAAGCCCAGGCGCCAGCCGCUAAAGAGGUAGCGAGGAAACGCGGGACUCCCACGUCCGAGACCAAUGAAGAAAUUGGCUCAGGGAAGCCAGAAAACGUCAGCAAAGAAACGGAGCAAAACGAUGAGGUUGAAAGCGAUAAGGUCGUUGACGAUGGAAAGCCUCCCACGCUGCCGAAAAUGAAAAUUGUUCUUGGUCGCAAUGCCCACACUUUGAUGGUGCGCAAGGAUGAAGGCGCCCUGGAGAAGGAGCCAAAGGUAACGAAGCACAAGCUUGAUAUAUUUAAUGUGGCCCCACACGACGACGAGGAGGUGCCCGGACCGCCGCCUCACGUUCUGCAUCGAAUCAUGCAGCGGCGUAACUCAAUGGCUCCUACGGCCAGUAGGCCUUUGGUCGACAAAGCGGAGAUCUCUACCAGUCUUCUGUACGAGGAUCUGCAGGAGCAAAAGCGCAGGGCUCAGCAAGCCCGCAGUCUGGCACAUAUUUUUGAGAAAACCAGCGACAAUUGCACUGUGUCUACGCAAAAUAUUAUCACCGGCAAACGUCGCACUCGCGGACUGGAAGCCUCAUUCAACGAGACGCAACUCAGCAGGAACUCUUUCGGUUUGGGCCAAAUAAACCGAUCGAAGCCAAGGAACUCUAAAGCCAAAACUCCUGCUACGAACGCCACGAGGCCUGCAGAUGAUUCUGUUACCGAUGAAGCCAUCGUCGUCCCCGCUCCCGGCCCAGGUCGUAAGCGCAGGAGGCAAACCAUUUCCGUGGAAACACCGGACUCGCAGGUGCAGGCCAAGAAGGCUCGUGUCGAAAGUGGAGAAAAUAAGGAUAAAGUUAAGUCGGAAAAAAGCGUGGAUGAGAAUCCCUCUGAUUCCGCUCCGAUUUCCGUGAUCCAGGCACCGCCCAAACCUCGCGCGAAACCGCGGAAAAAGCGCAAUGAGCUGGACAAGCUUAACGAGGACAUUGCGCAGAUGUACUACGGCGAGGAUGUGCUUCGGGCCACAGGACGGCGAGCCUGCACCCGGCGUUCCCGCACUCCCACGAAGCCGGGGUCCUCUGGCAAGCGCUCCCGCACUCCGUCGCCCAACCUUACUGCUGGCGACAGUAUCUCCGGCGUCAGCCUUAGUCCUACUUUCAUCCGAAACGUGGCGCGAAGAGGGAAACCGUUUACUCCCUCCGCCAGCGGCAUCAAUCGGUCCUGGGUAAAAGCAAAGGAGGAGAAGGCUUCGUCGCUAGCAACCAAGCACUGCCGGGUGAGGAUAAGGAGAUGCGCGCCCUUGGAAAUGCUUAUUAGGAAGCAGAAGGAGCAAAAGAGGCCUCAACCGAAAAAGGGCAACGCGAAGAAGACCGUUCGCAACAUAAACCCCGAGUGGCACUCCACCUCGAAGGCUGUCAUCAAGUGCGUCGUUUGCACGAAGCCGAUCCGCCGGAGUCCGCUCUGUCACUACAUGAUGUUCCACGAGGAGCACUACGCCGCCCGUCUGCCGCCCGGCGUGCUCGACGAGCUACGAGCCGGUCGCGGCUGUCGUCCGGACUAUUGGUUCUCUCAGCGCGGCAUCCACACGUUCCACUACACGUGUCCGUUCUGCCAGAAGCCCCUGCUCCUCAGCCAGCUGGCCCUGGGCGAGCACCUGUCCUCCCACAUGGGCGAGCCGCGCUACGAGUGCUCCCACUGCCAUUAUCCGCAGCACCGGAUGGUAAGAAUGCAGUCGCACGUUGCCGCCUGCGGACCGGGCGCCGAGCUUCUGAGCCAUCCCAACAACGGUCGUAUGCCGAUCACGGUGCUGGUGUGCCAUCUGUGCGAGUUUGUGCAGCAGAACCAGUCGAACAUGCACCGGCAUAUGGUGGAGCAGCACGGCCUGACGGAAAAGGAGCUGGUCGAGGUCGAGCCGGAGAGGGUGGUGAUCUGCAACACGACGGACGUGCCCCAAGAAGAUUCCAACAAGGAUUGCAAGGCCCUCGGGCGAGGAAAGCAGAAUAGCCCCGCCAAGUCAGGUGCAAGUGCAGGCGCCAGGGGUCCCAGCCCCACCACCACGCCGCUUCCUCCGCCGGAAAUAGAGCCCAUUCUCGUAGUCAACGAGUGUCUGUUGUCCGACGUGGAGAUGAACACAGAGCCGGCGGAAGUUGGCGACGAAGAACAGGCCUUGCAAAACGGGAGCAUGAUUGUGGACGAGAAACCUGUCAUGCCGAUCCGCGUGGAUAUCGUCGCAGAUGUGGCGGAACCGGAGCCAACCGUACCACAAAACGAAGAAGAUGAGGAUGUAGACGUGGAGGCAGUGUCUCCGCCGCAGUCGCAACCUGUGCAGCCAACUACCCAGUUGGCCCAGGAGAUUAGCCUGGCCGUGUUGGAUGGGGACCUUCUCGAUGGCAUUGGCAGCGAUGGUUCCGACGCUGAAAUGGAAGACGAAGCACAAAGCCAAGCUGCGAAGGAUUCGGUGGCGGUUGAGGCGGCAGUGAAUGGCGAUAGCGAGGGUGAAAACGUCGAGGAAGACGGUUUUUCUGAUGAUGCCAACGGUUACACUGAUGAUGACGACGACGCACUCACUGACGAGUGGGUGGAUCUGGAGACGGCCCAGCGAAAUUCCAAGCGCUCCAAGAGCAUCUUCCACGUGUUUAGUCGGUUCUGCUCCCGCUUGCACAAGGGAUCCCGACCUGGCAAACAAGUGGCCUCCAAUACGAGCCAGAGCAGUGACGAAGGCAACGACGGGCCGGAUCCCAGCGAGCUGAUGCCCCGCAUGCGGCCUCUAGAGCCUGAGCAGCCGGCGAUGGAAAAGGGUCACUUUGGCCCUGAUCCUGCUCCUGCAGCGGCUUCUUUAGUCCCCUCGCGUCCCAAGGCACCGCCUAAACGGGUGGAGAACGUCGCUUUUCGAAAGGCAUCUUUGGAUGGAGAGCUAAAUAGUCAGGCUUCCUAUUACUGCGUGCAGCCGGGCUGCACUUUCCUCUUUUCAAACGAACUGGAAGGCCUCGAGAAUCACCUUGCGAUAGACCACCCGCAGGUUCGCUGGAGCGGCAAAUGCGCGCUCUGUCCGGGACUUAAAGCGAUAAGCACGACGAUGGGCAGCAUAUCGGAGGAAUUGCGCCACAUGAGAGACGAACACAUGUUGGACAACCCCGCUCUGCCUCCACAACUGCCGGCGGGGGAAGUGCCCGGAAUUGUUUUUCCGGAACCUCAACUAGAACCUCAACCAGAACCUCAACCAGAACCUCAACCAGAACCUCAACCAGAACUUCAACCAGAACGUCAACCAGAACCUCAACCAGAAGUUCAACCAGAACCUGAGCCUGCUCCCGCGCCCGUGCUUCCCAAGCUGCGGGUUCGUCGCUUCACUGGCGAUCGUCUGGCAGAGCCGCCAGCUGAGCAGAGUACACCGGCAGCACAAGUGCCUCCCGCGGAAGAGCAGUUCAAUACGCUGCUGAGGGAGAUGCUGACAGCGGAGCCACGGCCGCCUACCCAGCAGGUGGACUUCCAAGCCGCCGGGUUGGGCGAAUUUCUUUGUGCCAAGCCCAAUUCUCCUCCAAAGGAGUCGGCUGUCGGGCAGCCCGUGAUAAUAAACUACCAGAGUGGCUUGGGGCUGUCCAUCAGCCAGGUCUACAGUGCUGCACUGACUCCAGUGCCGGUGCCAUCAGAGGUCGAAGAAGCUUCGCAGCCUCAACUGCCGACUGCUCCUGCGAACCAGGAGGAGGGCCGCAACCGCUUUCGCUGCAUGGCCCCCAACUGCCUCUUUUCUGCUCACAAGGUCAUGUUCGUUCGGGAGCACAUGAAGUUCCACAGCUUCGGCUUCUCCAACUCCGAAUACCUGUCUUGUGCCUACUGCUCCCACGUGGCCGUCGACGUUGAAGACUACCUGCACCACGGAGUCUUCAUCCACGACUUGGCACCGCGAUCCGAUCUGGAGACCGCAACCGAGCCGCCCUCCGUUACCCAGCAAAUUCGGGACAUGCUCAAUCAGCGAGGCACUGCGGUAAACAACCGCCUUCCAACUGAGAGCCUGGCUGACCAGCAGCCCGUGGGCAAUGUGGCUGCAGCACCAGCAUCGGAAAGUGGGAUGGCAGCCGCUUCAAAUAGUCAGGUUUCCGUGUCUGCAGUUAUCACGGAGCUGCUCGGACCCACGGGAUACAGUGAGGACAAGCUGUACGCCUGCCCCCAAAAGGGCUGCAUUGUGCGACUCACGGAUGAGCAGUUUGUGAACCAUCUGCGCUACCACAUCCGCAGCACCCUCAAGCGGGACAGCGAUCAGGUGAAGUGCAAAUACUGCCACCGUUGGAUGCUUCCGCCGGCACUGCGGACCCACCUGCAGCAGGCCCACGCCCGCCACACCAUCUUCUGCGGCCUGUGCUUGGCCACAGCGGUCAACAAGCGCCUCAUACUGUACCAUAUGAGCACCGUGCACCGCGAGGAGUUCGAGGCGGUCAACCGGCAGCUGCAGUUACUACAGCUGCGGCUGAAGCCCGACGCCUCGGAGAGGCUUCAGCUGCUUCCGAAGACGGAGAAGGCGUGCUCUGUGGCGACAGUCAAGCAGACGUUUGGCGCGCAGGACAUGCAUGAGUUCCAGCGGAAGCUUUUCGAGGAGCUCGAACUGCGACGUCAGGGCAAAAAGAAGUUCUUCCGAUGGUCCGAGGUUCUCCUUCUGCCCCGCGAGCCCGCCUUUCAACAGGCCCUUCACUGUGCGGAGUGCCCCUUCACCUCCACGGUGCGCAACACCCUGCGGAUGCAUCUCUGCCAGCAUGGGGAGUACGAUAUUCGCAAGGCCUACGAAAUGGAGGAGUCCCCUACAGUGCCAGCAGGACAGGAAGCAGCAGGCUCCGCAGACUCGGCAACUGAGAAUCAGCGGGAUUCCGGGAAGGCAAGUGCUUCCAAUCAGGGUUCCCAGUCGCAGACACAGCAACCGGAUCCCCUGGAGCCGGGUCAGCACGUGCCCCACCCACCGCCGUUUAAAUAUGUGCCCUCGAAAGAUCGCUACCGCUGCGCCUUCGUGAGAUGCGGCCUGCUGCUUUCAUCGCAGUCAACGCUGCGCCAGCAUAUGAACGCGGAGCACAAAUACUCGGAUACCGUUAGCUGCCCGCACUGCAAGCAACGGUCUUGGAGCCAGGCUGGCGUAGAGAAGUAUCUGACCCAUUUGCUGACGCACAAACGGCACACCUUUGAGUGCGGCGGCGGCUGCCUCUUGCACCAGAGUAAGCGCAGCGACAUUGAGCGUCAUAUCAUCGACCGUCACUGGCAACAAAAUGUGGACGUGGUGGUACAUCGCCAUGAUGACACCGAUGGGUCAACAGCCGCCCGCUGGCUGAAGACGCCCAAGCUGACGCGCCACGUCAAUAUCAAGUUCACUUGCAACAUCUGCCUCCAGUGCUUCCCGACUGAAAAUGAAAUGAUACACCAUACGACUGCUUCUCACGGACGGGUCUUCCAUUACUACUGUCCUUACUGUCCCUUUGGCGCCCCGGAAGCUACUGUGAUCAUCGAUCACAUCUUGGCCGCGCAUCCGGGCCUACGCGUGCAGCCGUUUCAGGUGUUCUCGCGCAAGAGCAAGCAAACCAUCGGCUUCUACUGUUGCGUGUGCAACUUUUCGGCCAACAACCCAAAUGGGAUCAUGGCACACUGCGAAAAAAACCAUAAUACGCGCUUCCAGUGGCAAUGUCCCCACUGUGCCUUUGGGCACUUUGCAGAGCGGAACGUGAAGAAGCACAUUCAGGAAACGCAUCCGCAGCUAAACGGGCUGGCGGGGAUGAUGUAUGACCGCGUGGCCAACGAAAUGCCCGACAACAUCAGUUGGGAAGUGGGCCAACCUAUAGAAGAUGAGCCUGUGGCAGAGGAGCAGGAGCAUCAGCAGCAGGGCGAGCAGCAACGGGAUCAGCAGCCUAAACAGGGCCAUCCACCAGCAGAGCAGUUAACGGAGGUGGUGGACCUGCUAUGCUCGGACGACGAGUCGCAAGACCCCGGUGUAGCUCAAGUUGAUCCGAAAAUCAUGGAAUUCGCUUGCACGCACUGCGACAUGACGUUCAGCAACUUGGAGGACCUGCGCACCCAGCACUGGGCACUCAACCAUCCGGACCAGCCAUUUUACUUCCGCGUUCAGCCCCAGCUCCUCUGUUCAAUCUGCAAGAAAUUUAGAGGCAAUGCGAAGGCGUUGCGCGACGAGCACCUGUUCAAGGUGCACACGAUCCGAAACGUUAUAGCCGCGGACGUUCGGCAGCCAGGGGAGUGUGCCUAUUGCGACUACCGAUACACCGGCUGGGCUGAUCUGGCGCUCCACAUCAGUGGAAUGGGCCACAUGCCCAACGACCUUAAGUACGUGACGGAUGCAGAACUAAACUCCCUGCAGGAGCUGAGUGCCUGCAGAAACGGCGGGGCCAAAACCGAGUACUACCAGUGCGAUCUGUGCACCGUGCUCAUGCCCACGAAGGUGGCGAUUGCCCAGCACGGCCGCGUGGAGCACAACAAGCCCGGCGAGCGCUUUUGCUUUCGGCAGCUGACAGUGCCCGUCAUCUACCACUGCUUUUACUGCAUGUUCACCUCGUCCGACGAGCUGACCACGCUGCGGCAUAUGUUGGACCACUACACCCGCUUCCUGACCUGCCAGUUUUGCCAACGCCACCAGCCGGGAGGCUUCGACGAGUACAUCCAGCACUGCUACACCUUUCACCGUCACGACGUGCACCGCUUUCGUGAUGUGCACACGUACAGCGACCUGAGGAAGUUUCUCAUGCAGGUGCACUACCAGUUCCAGAACGGUCUGCUCGUCACGAAGAGCAGCCUGCGCUACACACGGUUCAAAGAUGAAUCAUUGAUGAUCAAGUUGGACGAGGAGCUGAUGGCCAAGGCCCAGCGCCCGCCAAUCCCCCGGCUGCACAUCAGACUCAAGUCGACGGGUGUGCAGGGGCGCAAUGUGGUGGAGGCUCAGGUCCAGGAAACUCCUACGUUGGUGCGGAUCGCUAAGCGGCGCAAGACACUGAAUCCGGACGAGCUGCUCCGCAUAUCCAGGCAGGAGGAGCGAAUGCAACAGCAGGAAUCGCCUCAAGCCAAUAAAAUAAUCAGAGUGGCCAACUGGGCCUCUGCGCUUGACGACACCCCCUCAACUUCGGCUGCUCCUGGCACCUCGAGUUAUUUUGCGGUAGCAGCUUCGCACAACCUGCACCGCCUCCAAAAACGGCGCAAUAGCUCUGCGGUCCGCCCCGGACCCCAAAGCUACGACUAGGAC